Branchiostoma floridae (Florida lancelet) is the source of this 1452-nucleotide messenger RNA. RefSeq names its product vascular endothelial growth factor C-like. The transcript has 8 exons. Lineage: Eukaryota; Metazoa; Chordata; Leptocardii; Amphioxiformes; Branchiostomatidae. Bases 262 to 1359 code for a protein of 365 amino acids. Gene Ontology annotation, molecular function: growth factor receptor binding; growth factor activity. The record is from RefSeq and is a predicted model, not a curated record. Gene Ontology annotation, biological process: positive regulation of protein autophosphorylation; positive regulation of cell population proliferation. Gene Ontology annotation, cellular component: membrane.
ACCGGAAGUGUUCUUGCUAACUUGUUUACGUUUUAAGAACUUUUAUGUCCAGCCUUUGGUACUGUAGUUUCACAGACGUGGGCGGAGUGUUUUCCUUCCCAUAUCUCUCGGCACGAGAUCGUGGCCACUAACCGCUUUUGUCAGGGAUUUCCCCGUCCUACUCCUAGAUUUAUUUUUGGCCCUCAAGGAAGUUUUAAAGUCAAUUGCGGAACUAAGGAUUCAGUCUCACUUUGAACUUGAAGUUGUCUUGGAUAACAGUGGAUGAAGAUGGCAUUUGAGUCUGCACUACGGUUGAUAUUACUCCUGGUGACUUGUACAAGGAUUCAGGGAGAGCCACAGAAGAUCCCUUUUCAAGUCCUGCACAAGCUACUGGAUGUGAAGAAUGCUGCGGACUUAUUCCAGCUCUUCAAUGUCACCACAGACAGCUUUGGACCAGAGGUGUAUGGUCCCUCCAAAGACUUCAUCCCAGUCUCUGUCCCUCGCGGCGACUUCUUACCAACAAAUGCAGAAGACGAGCCGUUUCGCGGUCGACUGGGAGGCCUCGGAGGGAACCGUACCCAAGUUGAGGACACGGGAAUUAUCCUCGUGGGUGGGAGUGAUGAUUUUGGCAGAAAUCCUUUUUCUUCAGAAAAAGUGACAAUGAGCAGACAAGGUGCUGACUUGGUAGCCAGUAUUGCAUCACAGGUUGACUUCUGCUCUCCUCGCGGAACGGAAGUCAAGAUUCCAAAUGACAGCCCCAGUACGAUUGUCGUUCCCGGCUGUGUCAACCUGCAGAGGUGCGGCGGUUGUUGCCAUAGCAACGUAUUCCAGUGCGAACCCCUUGAAACCAAGAAUACCACCAUCACAGUCAUGAAGCUGGGAGUCUCUGGGAGUGACCUUGUACUUGAGACCAUUGAAGGGAUUGAGAUGGAGGAACAUGUGAGCUGCCAGUGUGGCUGUAAGGUCAAACCACACCACUGUAACCCUGCUAUACACAGGUAUGAAGAUUGUGCCUGUUCAUGUCUGUGGCCAAGUAGAGAUUGUGAAGAAGGCAAGGUCUGGGAUGAGAAGGAAUGCCGGUGUGUGUGUCAAUCUGGACAAAGUAACUGCCGUAAGAGGUACUACUGGAACCCUGACCAGUGCAAAUGUCUCUGUGCUCCCAGAUCCUGUCCUACAGGAAGAACUUUGGAUUUCAACACAUGCAAGUGCAAGAAGAACACCAGUCGGAGGCUAGACAACAGCAGAACCCCGUGUGUACGUAGGUGUCCAACAGGCUUCCGCUUGAAUCAUCAAACUUGUACCUGCUCGCAGGGGCAAGAUCAGAGAAGACGGCUUUCAGCUUUCCUGCAAUUUGAUGGCCUUGGUAGUGGGGACAACUAAGAUGCUAUUUUGAAAGAACAACUGAAAUUUUUAAAGACAUACAUCAACAAGUAAAGUGGCAGUCUCAUCUGCUGUUUACAUUCAGACUGUUCA